UUCCACGAACAUGGAUGCCUAGAAUGUAUACGGUGCUGUUGAAACUCCAAAUGGCUAUCAGCAAUCGCAUAAUUAGAAGCUUGUUACUGUAUCCAUAUGCUAAAAUGUCCCGGUUCAAGAAUAUGCUCAAUGGCCGCUUUGUGCGCAAAUGCUGGAUAAUUUUAAUGAUGUUUAUUGUGAUAUGCAUUUUAACGAGUUAUUAUAUGAUGCUAAAUCGCCAUAAAUUUAUAACUUUCGAAAACCAUACAGUUUACACGGAAUUACGGACUAAGCCACUCUUUGUCGAGAAACAAGCUGUUACUAGUGUUAAAGAAAUGUGUCAACGACUGAUUCCUGAAAAGAAUACAACAUACAUCAGGGAAGCAAAACGUUACAUGGCUACGCAUCCGAGAAUGGUCAUUCUACCAGAAUCGUAUAAAGAAUACACGUCUAAUUGUUCGAGAUUCGUGUCUAAUCGAGGCUACAUUGUGGAUAAAAUAACAGACGAGGAGAUAGAUUUCCCAGUUGCGUUUACCUUAAUGGUUUAUAAACACGUGGGUCAAAUAGAACGAUUACUAAGAGUUAUUUAUAGACCACAUAACGUCUACUGCAUACACCUGGAUAAAAAAUCCUCUAGCGUUAUAUAUCACGCCUUGAAGUCGAUUGUGAAAUGUCUUCCCAAUGUAUUCCUGGCUUCACGACGUGUAGAUGUCGUAUGGGGACAAUUCAGUGUUCUGGAACCAGAGAUCAUAUGUCUAAAAGAUCUCUAUGAACAUAAAGUAAAAUGGCGAUAUGUGAUCAAUUUAACCGGCCAAGAAUACCCCUUAAAAACAAAUUACCAACUUGUUAAAAUAUUACAAGCUUAUAAAGGUGCUAAUGAUAUAGAGGGUGCUGCCAAGAUAUUGAACAAAGAUCGAAUUGCUGGUCGACCGCCGACACCGGGUGGUAUUACACCGUGUAAAGGUUCCCUACAUUAUACAGCCUCCCGACAGUUUAUAGACUAUGUUCUACACAAUAAAACGGCUCAAGAUUUUCUAGAAUGGUGUAAGCUAAUUGGAACACCUGAUGAAACAUAUUUCACUUCUUUAAACAACAAUAAACAUCUACAAAUACCAGGAUCAUACAUAGGAGAUCGAGAGAAGCGGAACAGGGAUUAUUUUACCCGCUAUAAAAUCUGGUACAGUGUAGAGUUAUGUGGUAGCGGUUACUUUCGUCACGCUGUGUGUAUUAUGGGAGUAGCUGAUUUGCCGGUUUUGACCAAGGCACCACACUUAUUCGUCAAUAAACUGCUUUAUGAAUUUGAGCCGUUGACAUUUGAUUGUUUAGAACAGUGGUACAUGGACCAAGUGAAAUCAGAAAUGGCGGGAAAUUUAGUCUUCAGUACAACUUUAUAUGAACAAAGUACAAUUGUGAAAUAUAGAUAUAUACCAUCAUGAUUCAGGUUUAAAAUGGAGAGAGAGGGAGAGAGAGAAAGAGAGGGAGAGAGAGAGAGAGGGGGUUUAACGCCCACUCGACACAAACUAGGUCAUUUCGGGACUAACUUAUGGUUUAAUUUCAUUUAAUAACUCGGUUGCGCGUAGGGUUCUUUAGCAGUUUGGAGGAAACAGGAGGUCCCGGAGAAAAACCACGAGGCUGGACAGGCGACCCUUCUCCUUGUCACGUACAGCAGGGGAUUCGAAACCACGUCAGUUGACUCAAUGACAGGCCUUGUGAUACAGCGCGCACGUGCUAACCAUUCGGUCAUCCCCCCCCCCCCGUGUAAAACGGAAUCGCGUGGUUUGUUAUUUGUGGACAAUGGUGUGGUGGCAUUUUUUUACCAUAAGUUAUUUAUAAAGAUAGCUCAAAAUAGAUAAUGUGAAAUGAAAAUAUUAAAAAUUUCAUUCAGAUUACUUUAUUCUGAGUCAAGUUAUUACUGUUUGUAGUUUUGACAAGAUGUGUUCAUUGUGGUAACCAGGGCACUGGUAUAUUGGAGACUUAGCUUCGCUUUCCCAUUUUUAAAUUAAACUAUUAAAUGGCGAACCGAUGCAAUCGAGGGUUGAUUAUGGUCUUGUUUUGUUAAUAAAUAUCUAAUUAAUAGUUUAUAUAACAUUACAGGCCUAAAAAAAACCCCGCAAUCGACAGAUUUAGCUUUGACAUAAUAUAUUGUGUGUACAUUAAAGAUGCAUUAUGUACGAUUAAGAUAAAGAGCUGGUCGUUCUCGCUAUAAUAGUUUAAAAAUAUAUAAUGAAAAAUAUGUAUUCAUGGUAAGGCCAAGUCAGUUACAUUUUCUGUUUUUCAUGCUCUUGAUAAAUAAAAAUUCACUUGAAUCACGUGAAAGGUGUGUAGUUUAAAAUUUAGAAACUUAAAUAUUUUUAACUAAAAGCAUUUAAAAAGCACAACAAAGUUCUUUCGGUUUUUACAUAAAUCUUUUUAGCGAAGAAACAGGAAGGAUAAUUUGUACAGUUGUUCCUGAACAACAACAGAAUUCAAAUUGGUGUGAUCGACCUAAGCUAAAAUCAAUAUUGUUUGAAAUGGAUCAAUAUUGUUUGAAAUGUAUCAAUAUUGUUUGAAAUGUAUCAGUAUUGAAAUCUAAUUGGUGUUUUAAUGUCGAAUAUUAUCAAUAAUAUUGAGUUAGAGCUAUAUUCUAUAUUCUUUUUCAUAUUUCUUUGAGAUUGCGCAAUUUUUCCUUGAAAAAAGUAGUUUUAGAGAGAGAGAGAGAGAGAGAGAUUGGUACAUAAAAUACAUCCUUCCAUGUUGCCGUCUUCCCUGUCUGUGUGGUUGUGUAUGUAUGUGUGUGUGUGUGUGUCGUCUACAGGCCACAAUUCUUCAGUGAUCGUCUUGAAAUUUUACAUACUUAUUCCUGAUACACUAAGGAUGAUCCCUGUUAUUUUUGGUGCAUACCCGAACCCCAGCGCCAGAACCACGCAUUUAGUUAUAUUUGAGUGUUUGUCUUCUACAGGCCGCAUUUCUUAACGGAUCCACUUAAAACAUUGCAUACUUAUUCCUUAUACCCUAAGGAUCAUCAAUACUGUUUUGCCCCUGGAUGGCAACUAUUAAUUUUGGUACAGGAUUCCCCCCGCCCCCAGCACGCUUGGGCUGUACCCCACCCCUUUUUGUUAAUAUUUUUUCUAUAAAUAAUCUACAAUUUGAUCCAGGUCCAGCCCCCAGCCCAAUUUUAGUGUUUUUCGUUUACAUACUGGAAUUGUUAAUGGAUCAUAAUAGCAACUAUUUAUUUUGGUGCAUAUCCCGACACCAGAAGUUGUGUCACACCCACUCUUUAGUUACUUUUUUGUCCGUAAAUACUCUACAGGUUUCAAUUAUGAUCAGAUUUUGUUCAAAUUCAGCAUAUCAAUCAUUUCAAUAACAGGGUUCUACCUAUUUAGAUUGUUUCAUCUCCAACCCCCACAAUUGGCUGCAAUUCUGAAUGGAUCAUCUUGGAACUUGGCAUAUUUAUUCCUUAUACCUUAAGGACAGCAACUAUUUAUUUUGAUGCAUUCCCCGAUCCCCUGGGGCGGUGUCACAUUCACCCUUUUGUUAAUAAUAAGUCUGCAAAAAUUUUGGCGAAACAAACACCUAGCCUUCUCUGCCUCUUGUCAUAUUACAGUUGUUGCAGCCUUUUCAUAUUUCAUUCCCUUCAUUUUAAAUAAAAACCAUAUCAAUCAAAGCAGGAAUGUGGACGUAUAUUGCAGCGGCGGCGUUGCUCUUGUUUAAAUGGUAAUCAUGAAAUCCUUAAAUUCGCAAACGCUUAAACGUAUGAAGGGAUUUAUUUGAUUUUUUUAUAAAAACCAAAGAAUGUAUGAUUUUUAAUAAUAAAACAAUUACAUGUUUCCGUUCCAAAUGCACAUGGCUGGUUUUUUCCACAAUAUUUAUACACAAUGUUUGGAUUAUUAGUUUCUUUACAAUCAGCUACCAAUUAAUGGUCGUAUAUUCUGCCACACGUUGAUUGUAGU
Molecule: messenger RNA, 3908 nt
Organism: Patella vulgata (common limpet)
Lineage: Eukaryota; Metazoa; Mollusca; Gastropoda; Patellidae
Product: beta-1,3-galactosyl-O-glycosyl-glycoprotein beta-1,6-N-acetylglucosaminyltransferase 4
Exons: 4
Coding region: 15-1415 (466 amino acids)
Cellular component (GO): membrane
Molecular function (GO): acetylglucosaminyltransferase activity
Source: RefSeq, a predicted model, not a curated record